AUGGCGCCGCCGCCACUCAUAGUGGCUCCAUCACCACUCCCGCGAGCCAGUCGUUUCCAGUUGUAUUUUUGUGUUUUUGGGCUUAAUCGACCCUGGAUUGAACUAGUGGAUCGUAUCGACGAUAUGAAGAACUUCCGUGUUUUGACUAAGUUCAAAUUCCGAUCACACAAACUGCAAGACGACAGACGAGUGCUAGACAUUCCGUUUUUACAAGUUAAGCAACCUGGAAUAUAUUGUUCUGUACAUUCCCAUCCGCUUCUUAAGGCGUCUCGUGCUUUGGUUAAGCUCUAUGCUAUUGCUGGAAUGUUUUUUCCGAGCCCCGGAUAUAUUCUCCUGAUUGUGUUUGCGUGCAUUUGGGUUUCCAAGUGCUUCGACGCGUUUGCUUAUACAGUUGUGAUUCGUGGCUUCUGUAACGAGAUGAAACUGAAAGAGGCUGAGAGUGUCGUUCAUCAAAUGGAAAAUCAAGGCUUUACUCCAGAUGUGCAUGUGUAUUUUUGUUUGAUAUCUACAUACUGCAUGGCUCUGGCUCUUCAUCAUCCAAUGGUGUCAAAACAAACUCUAUUAUUCUUCACGGCAUGUCUCAGCUGGGCUAAUCAAUUUAAAGAAUCCAAGCAGAUCAUGGGGGUUUUGUUUGAUAAGGCCUGCUACAAUGUCGCAUUGUGCAAGUUGGGGAAAGUGGAAGAAGCUGCGGAAUUGCUUGUUCAAAUGAAGCACGAGCAGAUGCUUCCAAAUUUCAUCAACUACACUGCUUUAAUCAGUGGAUACUUCCUUAAAGGUGCCUUGAAUAUAUUCAAAGAAAUGAAUCUAGAAAUGGAGGUCCUUCACAUCUUAAAUCACAUGGAGAAUCACAGCGUUAGACCUGACACUGUCACGCAUAAAAUGAUUAUUGAAGGCUUAUGUGCAGGAGGCAAGGUAGAGGAUGCAGAAGCCACAACAUACAAGGAGAGAAGCUGUAUAUGGCCAUGUUUGAUGGUUAUUUUCAUUAGGCUGUCUUCUGAGCAGCAGCAGGGAAACAUGGUGAAGGAAUCUUCUUGCUCAAAAUUACUUGGAAACCUGUGUUUGGAAGGUGAGAUUGAGAAAGCUGUGUGGGUGCUUAAGACAAUGUCGGCUCUGAAAAUGAAUCCUUCCAUAAUCAUGUAAAGUAAAGCCAUUGGUGCGUGUUUCCGGGCAGGAGAAGUGAAGAAAGUGGAGUAUGUUUUCAGCCUUGUUGUAACUCCUGAUCUCAUAACAUACACAACAAUGACAUAUGGAUUUUGCAGAAUGAAUCGCAUGAGGGAAGCAUAUCGUGUUUUGGGUGAAAUGAGGAUUAAACCUGAUGCUGUAAUUGACGCACACUGCAAAACAAAUAACGACGUUCAGGAUGCUUUACAUGUUUUGAAUGAAAUGAUCGGUACAGGACUGGAUCCUGAUAUUGUCACAUAUACAGCUCUUUUAUGUGGAUACUCUGAUGUGGGAGAUGUACAAAUGGCUCAAAUCCUUAGUCAUGAGAUUAUGUCAUACUCGACCAUUGUAUUUUAAAGGCUAGCACUGGGAAGGUGCAAUUUCUAAGGCAAGUCUUGUGGUGAAAUAUCAGCUGACUGAAUGAUUCAGUUUCAAAAUGUCCCUAUAGAACAGAGAAAUGUGUUUAUGCAUAACCUCAUAUCUUUCUCU
Messenger RNA from Mercurialis annua (annual mercury), 1650 nucleotides. RefSeq names its product pentatricopeptide repeat-containing protein At2g26790, mitochondrial-like. The record is from RefSeq and is a predicted model, not a curated record. Gene Ontology annotation, molecular function: protein binding. NCBI's taxonomy places the organism in Eukaryota, Viridiplantae, Streptophyta, Magnoliopsida, Malpighiales, Euphorbiaceae.